Messenger RNA from Penicillium malachiteum, 1122 nucleotides. RefSeq lists its product as uncharacterized. The transcript has a single exon. The record is from RefSeq and is a predicted model, not a curated record. The coding region runs from base 1 to 1122 and encodes 373 amino acids. NCBI's taxonomy places the organism in Eukaryota, Fungi, Ascomycota, Eurotiomycetes, Eurotiales, Aspergillaceae.
AUGGAACAGUGGAUGAAGAAAAUCUUUGAAGAAACAAUUUCGCGUCAACCUCUGUUUUCUGAGGAACGUCAAAAUGUCAAACAGGUCAUCCAGGAUCUCAUUCGUUGCUCUAGUCCGAUCGGGGGCCCAGACGAGGAAAGUGAAAGGCCCUUAGAUCUCUUCAGUGUACAGCUCAUUCGAUGGCCUUAUGAACAACCAGCCAAGCGACGAAACAUCGUUCAUCACUUCCUUGAAUUGCACUAUGACACCCCCUGGCAUUAUCUUUUCAAAUGCCCUUUCUCUUCUAGCGAUGAGACACUGUUGGGUAACGCGCAAUUUGCGACUCUAGUCAAACGUCCCGGUCCUUGGCCAACUGCCUCCAUAGGCGCGACACGAAAGACAUUUACCGGGCUUGUAAAAGAGUUGUUACCCUUCGCCAAUGACUCGCAUAUCCUAUCGUCUCUGGAGCCAAAAGAGCCUUCCCUUAACCAAAUUUGGAACGAGACUUUGAGUGAUUAUGAUCAGGGGUUCUAUCACAACGCAUCCCCUUGGGAACUUGUCCAAGAUUUCGUCGUCAACGAGCACUGGGAUCCCAGAUAUGGACCUCCUGCGCUUGCCAUCUUCUAUUUGACCAAUAAAUUCACGGAGGAGCAAGCAGAUUCACUUGAAUCAGCCAUUAUGUUGGAGCUUGGGGGCGAAGUCCUCCGAGUUUCCUGUACGACUAAAUCCACCACUCCCUUGACAAGAACCUUGCAUGAUAUGUGGAACAUAUUCUGGCAGAUACAUAAAAUUUGGCAGAUAGAAUUUCCCCGUUCUGACGUCCCCCUUUUCUUCGCCGAUGAGCAGAGUUUCAUUGAUGAAACCUUGAUCAUGGUCGAUUGGUGGCAUCUCAAAGAGAUGAACAAUUUGCACUACCAGGAUAUACUGAAACGGGUUGACAAGCCUUGGAUCAGGGGAAUGGUCUACGGCCGGAUUCUCGCUUUUGAUGCUAUUUCCGCUCAUGGAAGCCUAUCAAUGGAGGAUGAACCUGUUCUAAGUUAUUUCCGGAACGAAGUCGAGGGCCACGAUCGAGUCGAUGUUGUGUACCGUUAUCUCAGGCCUGACUCGCCAGGACAUGAAAUCAUUCCACACGAGGAAUUGUAG